Austrofundulus limnaeus is the source of this 878-nucleotide messenger RNA. It is a transcript of the gene nanp, whose product is annotated as N-acetylneuraminic acid phosphatase. Lineage: Eukaryota; Metazoa; Chordata; Actinopteri; Cyprinodontiformes; Rivulidae. Gene Ontology annotation, molecular function: N-acylneuraminate-9-phosphatase activity. The coding region runs from base 56 to 790 and encodes 244 amino acids. Gene Ontology annotation, biological process: dephosphorylation; N-acetylneuraminate biosynthetic process. The transcript is spliced from 2 exons. The record is from RefSeq and is a predicted model, not a curated record.
CCCGGCAGCYCUUCCGCAGUUCAGAUUCUUGCCCCGUGGAAGCUCCGCUUUGGGGAUGGACGGCAGAGCGGUGAAAGCUGUUUUCUUUGAUUUGGACAACACGCUGAUAGAAACGAGUAAAGCUGGAGGAGCCGCGCUUCAGAAGACCAGCGAGCUUCUGAAGACCGAACUGGACCUGGAUGACGCCUCCAUCCAAACCAUCAGUGAGAAAUUCAAGCAGAAGCUUCUCCACGAGCAAAAAGACGGGUCCGUCGGAACCAUCGACGACCUCCGCGUGCGUCACUGGGAGGAAAGCAUCGCGGAGACGCUGGGCCGCCGCGCCCCYCCCUCUCUGGCGUCUCAGUGCUACUUCCUGUGGAAGAACAGCCGCCUGCAGGUCCUGUGUCUGUCCCCCGAGGUCCGCCGCCUCCUGAAGCGGCUCCGCGGCCGCUACAAGCUGCUGCUGCUGACCAACGGGGAGGCGCAGACGCAGAGGGAGAAGCUGGAGGCGGUCCGCUGCGAGGAGCUCUUCCACGCCGUCGUGGUCGGGGGGGAAUACCCUGAGCAGAAACCGUCCCCGUCCAUCUUCAGGACGUGUUUCCACCUGCUGGGCGUGGAACCGCAGGACUGCGUGAUGGUCGGGGACUCUCUGGACACGGACAUUCAGGGGGGCGUCAGCGCCGGGGUCCGGGCCACCGUUUGGAUCAGCGGUUCUGAGUCGGAUGGUCCGGUGAAACCAGACUUCACCGUCCCUACUGUGCUUCAGCUACCGGACAUCCUGGCUCAGCUGGAAGGACAGACUUCACUUUAAACAGUUUCAUGAGAUUUUUGUCCCAGAUUUUAAACAUGAGUUUUAUUAUUAUUAUAAUAUCUGAUUAAAUAUUUGAUUUUUAUUAUUA